This is a messenger RNA of Topomyia yanbarensis, 4854 nucleotides long. RefSeq names its product protein-glucosylgalactosylhydroxylysine glucosidase-like. Gene Ontology annotation, biological process: carbohydrate metabolic process. The coding region runs from base 452 to 3007 and encodes 851 amino acids. NCBI's taxonomy places the organism in Eukaryota, Metazoa, Arthropoda, Insecta, Diptera, Culicidae. Gene Ontology annotation, molecular function: catalytic activity. The transcript has 10 exons. The record is from RefSeq and is a predicted model, not a curated record.
GCGAGCAGCUACUCUCCGCCAGCGCUGAGACAUCGCCGAAUGCAGAAAGGCACCCAGUCAGUCACGACAAAUCAUAUUCUCACAGUUCGUAAACAGUGUUUCCACGGAAAACUUUGAAACCGAACAGUCAAUCGCCGCGAAAUUCGUGUCACGUGAGUUGUUCAGGUCGUUUCCGAAGGGAACGAAAUUGCCCCACUAAUAGUCAAUUAUGCAAAUCAGAGCACUCCACAACUCUGUGGUCGUUAGCCUAUAGGCGCACAGGAAGCAAUAACCCAUCAUCCGCGGUGUAGUAAUAGCUCGCGCAGAAACGAUGGGCAGCAAUCGUCGUCGCCACAAAAGUGCACAAACCGCAAAAUUAUCAUCAUGAUUUGCACAUAGGAAAGUGCCGGAAAAAUAAUACAGACACUGCUGAGUACGGGGGACAGGAAGAAUUAGAGCGAACAAAGCGAAAAUGUUUUUGCUGCCGGUAGUUCUCAUGCUCGGCGGUGGCAGUUUUGCUGAACAUCUCGGCCCUAGUGGGAUUGUCAUAACAAUCCCGAAUGAGGUCACUUCUCGGGAAUCGGUGACAACAGCUCCGCGAACAGCAGCAGCGGCCAGUGACGACGACAGCGACGAAGGAAAAAACUUGAAUUGGUUUGCGAAACCAUCAGAGCAAAGAUUACGAUCCGAUGAUGGGAAACUAUUUCCGACCCUGGCCAACGGUCAUCUCGGCUUCACGGUCUUUGGCGAUGCAAUCUACAUGAACGGGCUGUACAGCGGCUACCGAGGGUUGAGUCACAGAGCCAGGAUAGCGAACGUGGCUAACCUUCAACUGAUGGUGGCAUCGGACUUCGCUGCAACUGCAAACGGUGGGAAUGGAGCGACCACACGGAUGGAUUUCCAGUCGGGCACGUUUUGCGUCGAUUAUCGGGGACCUAAUAAUAGCUACAGGGUACGGCAACUGAUCUAUCCCCAUCAGUUCUACAAUCGUGCGAUCGUCAAUCAAUUCACGAUCGAUCGGCUGACCGAAGAAGAUGACAUCAGAGUCAGCGUGAUCCAGAACAUCACCUCCCCCGGCAGCGAAGACAUUUUGUUCGACUCCAUCGAAACCAUCCUCAUUAACCACGAUGCGGAACGGUGGUUCAACCUGCUGUUACCAUCGCAAUUCCCGACGAGCCAGCAGCAGUGGCGGGAUGAAUAUUCAACAACGAGAGCUAGCCCGAUUCCGUCGUCGUCAUUUCAGGUGCACCGGGCCUGUGGCAGGACGGUGAUGUUGGAGGAUCCAGCGCACCAGCCGAACCAACAGCGACGCGUCUGUGUCUUAUGGAAUCAUGUUCCAGAAGAGCUCACACUGAAACGGUCCGAGCGCACGGUGUCGUACAAAUUUAUAAUGACGGCUGACGAAAGUGCCAGUUUUGCAAGGGAUGAGCUAGCCGAAGUGCUGCUGCUGAAAGAUGAAGAUCUACUUGAACGUCAUACAAAAGUUUGGCGCAGCUUUUGGCGUAAAUUUGACAUUCACGUAGAAGGCAACCCGAGACUACAACAGGUGAUCCUUUCGAGCAUCUUCUAUUUGAUAAGUAACUUUCCAUUGGGUGACCUUAGUCGACUAAAGCCAACUAGAGCUUAUCAAUUUGGUGGCCUUAGUCCAACGGGACUUGGUCGUGGCGGAUCGGAUCUAAACGAUUACGAGGGACAUUCGUUCUGGGAUACGGAGAUUUGGAUGUUCCCGGUGGUGAAUCUAAUUGAAAGCAAAUUUGCACGAAUGUUGGUCGAUUAUAGAUAUCACAGGAUGACGGCAGCUCGAGACAAUGCCCUCACUAGCGGCUAUCAGGGUGUCAGAUACCCCUGGGAAAGCGCCUCAUCGGGCGUUGAAGUCACUCAGCCAUGCUGUCCGGAAGUGGCGGAAUUUCAACAUCAUAUUACAGCCGACAUCAGCCUCGCUUUGCGCCAUUUCUUCGCCAGCACCCAAGAUUUAGAUUGGUUGCAAACGCAAGGAUGUCCCAUGGCACAAGAAAUCGCCAAAUUUUGGGCGAGCCGACUAUCGCCCGAUCCCGUUACAGGGCUGUACGAUAUUGAGGCGGUGAUGGGACCGGAUGAAGAUCAUGAAAAUGUAACCAACAACGCGUACACCAACGUGAUCGCAGCUUAUGCGCUGUAUUUUGGCGAAUUGACGAAAUGUCUGUGCAGUGGAGGGGUUCAGAGCCAGAAUAAUAACAGGGGAUACGAUUUGAAGAGAGCGCCCACCAACCACGACACUGGUGAAAACUGGAGCAAUCUGGCAAGGCAUCUGAAGUUACUCUAUGAUCCUAAGAACGACUAUCAUCCCCAAUUCCAAGGGUACCAGUUGGGGACCAUUAUCAAACAGGCUGAUACUGUGCUUCUAGGGUACCCUUUACAGUACCAAGGAAUGACAGCACACACCAGAAGCAAUGAUUUGCGGUUCUACGAAGCCGUGACUAGGCGAUCUGGUCCUGCCAUGACCUGGGCCAUGCAUGCCAUUAACCAUCUUGAUCUAAACGAAAUUCCACAAGCUUUGAAAAACUUUGAAAAAAGUUACGAGCGUUACGUGAGAGGUCCACAUCUAGUAUGGAAUGAAGUGGAAGUCGGAGAUGUUGGAGCAACUAAUUUUAUCACGGGGGCCGGUGGAUUUCUACAAGCGGUUAUUUAUGGGUUCGGUGGUGUAAGGAUAUUUUUAGACAGCUUGCAAAUAGACAACUCUAAAUUGCCACCCAAUGCAACCAAAUUUAUAAUUAAAGGAUUAAAAUAUUUGGAUACUAGCUUCACUUUGAAAAUCUCGCAGAAUGGCGCAACAUUGAUGGCAACGCAUGUUGGCCGCAGCUUGAGCAUAAAAAUAGGAAACGAGGAAGCACAAAGUAUGCAAACUCAAAAAAUAUAUAACAUAUCUAAUGCCAAAAUAAUUAUUAAAGCGAUUAAUGAUAUAUACAAAUAUUGCCCUAUUCCUAAGGAAAUCAUUACCUCUACAAAGGACAAAGUCGGGCGGCGAGGCUUCUUGACAGCUACAGCUUAGCCACUACAAAAUAAACCUAUUACCAACGAGAAUAACCGCCACCUUGAUUUUUGUUUUGUCAGUGAUCAUGUUUCUGCUACAUCAGUAGUGAUGGCUCCAUCUCAUCUAGUGGAAUGAGUAGAACAUCACCAACAAUUGAUCACCAUGAUCGUUCGCACCUUGGCUAGCGCUUGUCCUCGUCUCAUACGACUUCCACAAAGCUGAUCAUCGCAGACCUCUUCUGACUAAAUAUUAUGAAAGAUGUUGAUACCGCAGUUCAAACAUUUUCCAACGUUUUUGGUUAUAUUAUUGACAGGCGCGUCGCGAAGAAAGUUCAUCAUCAACAAACCGGCAAUCUUUGGCAAACGAGCACGAUGCGACGGCUGAUGUCCACUAAGAGAGCUGCUCUGCGAAACUUUACCAAGUAUCGCACAUUUACUUCUACGUCAGGAGUACCCCAGGGAAGUCACUUGGAACCGCUGUUGUUUCUUCUUUAAUUUAACGACGUCCAUCUUGUUCUGAAGACUCCUUCGCCUGUCCUUCGCAGACGGUCUCAAGAUGUUUCUUCUCAUCGGCUCUACUGAAGAUUAUAAAUUAUUCCACCGACAGACUUUUACUGCCUGGUGUAACACAAACCGCAAGUGUGUAAAUCCAAAGAAGUGUUCAGUGAUAUCGUUCUCACGAAAAAAAGACCCGGUUUAUUUUACCUACCGUCUACUGGAUACUAAAGUUGAACGCGUUUGUCAGGUGAAGGAUCUAGGAGUGAUACUAGAUUCGUAACUUACAUUUAAACAGCAAGUCUCCUAUACAGUUAGCAUAGCAUCGCGAAUGUUGGGAUGCUUCUUAAGAAUAGCCACAAAUUUUACGGAUAAUUAUUGUCUCAAAUCGCUGUUCUGCUCUUUGUCCCGGUUAAUUCUGGACCUACUGUUGUGAUAACAACAGUGGUCCAGAAUGCAAAUUUAGCGGGAAUUUUGAGAUUUUAGUAAAACUAAACAACUUAGCCUUAUCAAGUUAUUGGAGAGGUUAACCGGACCCCCCCCAAUUUUUGAACUUCCUGACAAAUUUUAAAAUAGUUAUAUUAAAUUCGUUCAAAAUCAUUCCAAACCAGAUUUGACAACCAAAACUGAUUUUAAUUAAAUGAGGUUAUUACAUAUCACAUACAAUGUACAAUGAACAUUUCAAAAUCAAAGUUUCGGACUCCCUCCGAAAUUUUUUUCUGUAAGAGUUAUAAUUGAGCGAAAAAUUACGGAUACGAUAUUUUUUUAAAUUUCAUAAAAUUGAUUUCGAGAAAUCUAUUUUUGAUAUAUUAAGUGCUUAUAUCUUGUGAAUAAUAGAAACUAGAGUUUUGAUGUGUUAGAAGAAAAUGUGCGUCUUCAAAAACUCUGAAAACAUCUGAAGGAUAGGUUGGAAAAAAUGAAAACUGAAAAAGUUUUAUUAAAAAUUUGGUUUUUCAUGAAUUAACUCUUUUGUUAUAUGUUUAAAUAACUUUCUUGAUAGACAAUAUAAAAAAAUAUAGUUUUGUUUUCAUGAUAAAAUUUUGCACUUUGCAAGACUUCUCUAUUAUUUUAAAUAGUGAGUAGGGUGUCUCUAAUAUUUUUAAAUCAGAAAUUUAACUUUUUAAUGGUUCGAGAUAGAGUUUCGCCGUCUUCCAGAAAAUUGAAGAGAAUUAAUUUUUAAAAAACUUUGUCGAAGACGCUGAAACUCUAUGUCAUGUACUUUUCGUUUGACAACACAUUUACCAAAAAAUAGGGUGUUUCUUGAAAUGGUUUUCUUUAUAUUUUUGAUUUUUCAUUAAGAUCACUUUAGAAAUACUUUCAGAUGUUUUGGAGGACAACAAUUUGUCUCAAUAUACCGAAACUCUAGCUACU